GUCGUGGCCGGUCCCAGGUGGGUCGGGCGCGGAGAGAAGCCGGAACCGGAGCUGCCGCCGCCACGCUCUUCGGCGGGCACCAACUGACUGGCGAAGACCUCCAGCCCCUCCCGUCGCGAGGGCGGGGCCAGUUGCGUCAUUUCCAGGCCCGCCCCCUCCGGCCCCGCCUCCCCCUGGUAUUUUCGGGACUUUCCUAAGCUGCUCUAACUUUCCUGCCCCUUCCCCGGCCAAGCCCAACUCCGGAUUUCGCUCUCCACCGGAUCUCACCCGCCACACCCGGACAGGCGGCUGGAGGAGAUCGGACCCUCCCCCAAAUCUGGGCCCCCAUCUUCCGCCCAUCCCCACUGUAGAUCUGACCCCCUCCCCUCCACCACUCCUCCCAACUUUAGGCUGGCGCCUAAAAUUCUGGGAAGCAGAACCUGGCCGGAGCCACUAGACAGAGCCAGGCCUAGCCCAGAGACAUGGAGAGUUGCUACAACCCAGGUCUGGAUGGUAUUAUUGAAUAUGAUGAUUUCAAAUUGAACUCCUCCAUUGUGGAACCCAAGGAGCCAGCCCCAGAGACAGCUGAUGGCCCCUACCUGGUGAUCGUGGAACAGCCUAAGCAGAGAGGCUUCCGAUUUCGAUAUGGCUGUGAAGGCCCCUCCCAUGGAGGGCUGCCCGGUGCCUCCAGUGAGAAGGGCCGGAAGACCUAUCCCACUGUCAAGAUCUGUAACUACGAGGGACCAGCCAAGAUCGAGGUGGAUCUGGUAACACACAGUGACCCACCUCGUGCUCAUGCCCACAGUCUGGUGGGCAAGCAGUGCUCGGAGCUGGGGGUCUGCGCCGUUUCUGUAGGGCCCAAGGACAUGACUGCCCAAUUUAACAACUUAGGUGUCCUGCAUGUGACCAAGAAGAACAUGAUGGAGAUUAUGAUACAAAAACUUCAGAGGCAGCGGCUCCGCUCCAGGCCCCAGGGCCUUACAGAGGCUGAACGGCGGGAGCUGGAGCAGGAGGCCAAAGAACUGAAGAAGGUCAUGGAUCUGAGUAUCGUCCGGCUGCGCUUCUCUGCCUUCCUUCGAGCCAGUGACGGCUCCUUCUCUCUGCCCCUGAAGCCAGUCAUCUCCCAGCCCAUCCAUGACAGCAAGUCUCCAGGGGCAUCAAACCUGAAGAUUUCUCGAAUGGACAAAACAGCAGGCUCUGUGCGGGGUGGAGAUGAAGUUUACCUGCUUUGUGACAAGGUGCAGAAAGAUGACAUUGAGGUUCGGUUCUAUGAGGAUGAUGAGAAUGGAUGGCAGGCCUUUGGCGACUUCUCUCCCACAGAUGUGCACAAACAGUAUGCCAUUGUGUUCCGGACACCCCCCUAUCACAAGAUGAAGAUUGAGCGGCCUGUAACCGUGUUCCUGCAACUGAAGCGCAAGCGAGGAGGGGACGUGUCUGAUUCCAAACAGUUCACCUAUUACCCGCUGGUGGAAGACAAGGAAGAGGUGCAGCGGAAGCGGAGGAAGGCCUUGCCCACCUUCUCCCAGCCCUUUGGGGGCGGCUCCCACAUGGGUGGAGGCUCUGGGGGCUCGGCCGGGGGCUAUGGAGGAGCUGGAGGAGGAGGUGGCAGCCUUGGCUUCUUCCCCUCCUCGCUGGCCUACAACCCCUACCAGUCCGGCGCAGCCCCCAUGGGCUGCUACCCUGGUGGCGGGGGUGGGGCACAGAUGGCCGCUUCGGUACCCGGCAAGGACUCUAGGGAGGAAGCCCCAGAGCCGAAGGCCCCCUCUGGGACCUCCCAGUGCGAGCCGCAGGCCCCAGAGAUGCUGCAGCGAGCCCGAGAGUACAACGCGCGCUUGUUCAGCCUGGCGCAGCGCAGUGCCCAGGCCCUACUUGACUAUGGCGUCACCGCGGAUGCGCGCGCGCUGCUGGCGGGACAGCGCCACCUGCUGACGGCGCAAGACGAGAACGGAGACACGCCGCUGCACCUGGCCAUCAUCCACGAGCAGACCAGUGUCAUUGAGCAGAUAGCCCACGUCAUCUACCACGCCCAGCACCUCGGCGUCGUCAACCUCACCAACCACCUGCACCAGACGCCCCUACACCUGGCGGUGAUCACCGGGCAGACGAGGGUGGUGAGCUUUCUGCUGCAGGUGGGUGCAGACCCAGCACUGCUGGAUCGGCAUGGAGACUCGGCCAUGCACCUGGCGCUGCGGGCGGGCGCUGGUGCCUCCGAGCUGCUGCGUGCACUGCUUCGGAGUGGAGCUCCCGCUUUGCCCCAGCUGUUGCACAUGCCUGACUUUGAGGGACUGUAUCCAGUGCACCUGGCAGUCCGAGCCCGAAGCCCCGAGUGCUUGGAUCUGCUGGUGGACAGCGGGGCUGAAGUGGAGGCCACAGAGCGUCAGGGGGGCCGAACAGCCUUGCAUCUGGCCACAGAGAUGGAGGAGCUGGGGUUGGUCACCCAUCUGGUCACCAAGCUCCGGGCCAAUGUGAACGCUCGCACCUUUGCGGGAAACACACCCCUGCACCUGGCAGCUGGACUGGGGUCCCCGACCCUCACUCGCCUCCUUCUGAAAGCUGGUGCUGACAUUCAUGCUGAGAACGAGGAGCCCCUGUGCCCACUGCCCUCACCCCCUACCUCUGAUAGCGACUCGGACUCUGAGGUGCCUGAGAAGGACACCCGAAGCAGCUUCCGGGGCCACACGCCUCUUGACCUCACUCGCAGCACCAAGGUGAAGACCUUGCUGCUCAAUGCCGCUCAGAACACCCUGGAGCCGCCUCUGACCCCACCCAGCCCCACAGGGCCAGGGCUGUCACUUAGUGACACAGCCCUGCAGAACCUGGAGCAGCUGCUAGAUGGGCCAGAAGCCCAAGGCAGCUGGGCAGAACUGGCAGAGCGGCUGGGUCUGCGCAGCCUGGUGGACACGUACCGACAGACGGCCUCACCCAGCGGCAGCCUCCUGCGCAGCUACGAGCUUGCUGGUGGGGACCUGGCAGGCCUGCAGGACGCCCUGUCUGACAUGGGCCUAGAAGAGGGAGUGAGGCUGCUGAGAGAUCCAGAGACCCGAGACAAGCUGCCCAGCACAGAGAUGAAGGAAGACAGUGCGUACGGGAGCCAGUCAGUGGAGCAGGAGGCAGAGAAGCUGGGCCCACCUCCUGAGCCACCAGGAGGGCUCUGCCACGGGCACCCCCAGCCUCAGGUGCACUGACCUGCAGCCCGCCCCCAGCCACCUUCCCAGACCCCCUGUACAGCGUCCCCACCUGUGUCAAAUCUUAUUUAACACCCCACACCCACCCUCAGUUGGGACAAAUAAAGGAUUCUCAUGGGAAAGGGAGGACCCCUCCUCCUUCCCAACUUA
Messenger RNA from Saimiri boliviensis boliviensis (Bolivian squirrel monkey), 3314 nucleotides. Lineage: Eukaryota; Metazoa; Chordata; Mammalia; Primates; Cebidae. The record is from RefSeq and is a predicted model, not a curated record.